AUGACUGCAAAAGCAGAGCUUUCAAGCUGGCCAGAGUACCCAGAGGACUUCAGCCUGCUGCAGCAGCGCAGCCUGGCCCACAUCAACUCCAAAAGUUGGAUUUCUUCGAAUUCAAUCCGUGCGUUCUCAAGGAGGGACGCGCACGGAGCUGGAGACGCAGGCAUCUCGCUGGAGAAACUCGUGCCAACGAACAAACUGCCUGAGUGCGUGUCCGCCGCAGGCAUCACAGAGACAGACUGUGCGAAGGCAGCAGAGGGAGACAAGAUGAGCCACUUUGGCCCCCAGAGACAUAGGCGCGUCGCAGCCAACGCCAGGGAAAGGAGAAGGAUGCACGGCCUGAACAAAGCGUUUGACGAGCUGAGGAGCGUCAUCCCCUCCCUGGAAAAUGAGAAGAAGUUGUCCAAAUAUGACACUCUGCAAAUGGCGCAGAUUUACAUCACUGAGCUCUCGGAGCUCUUGGCCGGCGUGGUUCAGUCGGAGUGCAUGGGUCCCCGUCCAGGCUCAGCGGACAAGACCUCCAGGAGGAGUCUAAUUCACGCUAUACGGCCUGCAGCCACCGCGCAGGACCAGCUGAUCGGAGAGCAGCGGGACCCCAGUGCCUCAGUGGGCCACCUUAUCAUUCUUGGACCAACAGCUGAUCUGGGGUCGAAUAAAUCCACAGCCUCUUCCCACAGCAGUGAUGGGGAAUCUUCGCAUCUCAGUGACAUGGAGGAAAGUCAGAAUGGGAGACAGUAA
Messenger RNA from Toxotes jaculatrix (banded archerfish), 735 nucleotides. It is a transcript of the gene atoh1b, whose product is annotated as atonal bHLH transcription factor 1b. Gene Ontology annotation, molecular function: protein dimerization activity. The coding region runs from base 1 to 735 and encodes 244 amino acids. The record is from RefSeq and is a predicted model, not a curated record. NCBI's taxonomy places the organism in Eukaryota, Metazoa, Chordata, Actinopteri, Toxotidae. The transcript has a single exon.